UGUAGCACUGUCAAAUUAGAAACAAUGGAAUAUUAGAUAUCUUUGGUAGUGUGUCUCGGGGCUAUUACUAUAUAUUUUAGGUUUUAUGCUACUAAUUUCCAGGAAUUCAGACUGCAAAAAAUGUUGAAAGGAGACAGACUUUUAUACUUAAAUUAUUUCUAACAGCCUCAAGAAAACAGCACUUAACCUGAACAAGGCAAACUAUGAAUGUAAAACUUUGUUCCUGCCUUUUGGUAGUCUUACUGACCAAUAUUGCGUGGACUCGAAAUAUCAGACCAAUAUAUGAUGAGACCUCAUAUGAUUGGUCAUUCUACAGCUUUGAGUGUCCACAAAAAUUGUUCUGUCCACCUGGCUUCCCAAAUGCUUUAUAUGGUGAUAGUAGGGGACUUAAAGAAAUACCCAUCAUCCCAGCAAGAAUUUGGUAUCUUUAUCUCCAAAACAACUUCAUUGAAACAGUUAGAGGGAAAUCCUUCACAAAUGCCACUCAGCUAAAAUGGAUAAAUUUGAACAACAACAAGAUCAGCAACAAUGGAAUUGAAAAGGGUGUAUUUGCCAGCCUGAAGAGUCUUCUUUACUUGUUUCUUGAAGAUAAUGAGUUAGAACAGGUGCCUUCUCCACUGCCAGCAAGUUUGGAGCAGCUACGUUUGGCACGAAACAAAAUCACUACAAUCCCAGGAGAAGUCUUCAGCAAUUUGGAAAACCUCACUAUGCUAGAUCUGCAUCACAACAAACUUUUGGACAGUACUCUUUCAGAUGCCACGUUUAGAGGAUUAAGCAACCUCAUACAACUCAACAUUGCUCAAAACUCACUCACUAAAAUGCCACCAAUCCUUCCAGCAAAUGUAAUGCAGCUGUUUUUGGAUAAUAACUCUAUUGAAGCAAUACCGGAGAACUACUUUAAUGCAAUGCUCAAACUGCUUUUCCUUCGACUGAAUAACAAUAAAUUAACUGAUGAAGGUCUACCAACUAAAAUUUUUAAUAUUUCAUCGCUUCUUGACCUACAGCUAUCUAACAAUGAACUCACUAAAAUCCCAGCUAUUGGUAUUCACCUUGAGCAUCUUCAUCUUGAUAACAACAGAAUCAACAGUAUUAAUGGUACUCAAAUAUGUCCAAUUCCUAUUCCUGGAGAUUAUGUCUAUGAGAUGGAUCUGCCACGCCUCCGCUAUCUCCGCUUGGAUGGCAAUGAAAUUAAACCUCCAAUUCCAUUUGACGUCAUCCUAUGCUUCCGUCUCCUUCAGGCCAUUAUUAUUUAAAGACAGGAGAGUCACAAUUAGUUUGUCACAAUUUAAAGAGCAAGUUUUGCUGGCAUGAAACUUGUUUGACCUUCCUUAUGUCAUUUUGGAUUUUCAUUUGAUAUUCAUUUCCCUGGAAUUAUUUCCUUGAAAA
Euleptes europaea (tarantolino) is the source of this 1386-nucleotide messenger RNA. RefSeq names its product keratocan (gene KERA). Gene Ontology annotation, molecular function: protein binding. The coding region runs from base 204 to 1253 and encodes 349 amino acids. Lineage: Eukaryota; Metazoa; Chordata; Lepidosauria; Squamata; Sphaerodactylidae. The record is from RefSeq and is a predicted model, not a curated record. The transcript has 3 exons.